AUGUCCAAGAUUAACCAUGUUACGCCGGAGGAGCAACAGAGGCUGCUUAGCAAUUCUAUGUCUAUCAUUAAGACGGAGAUUCAUCAAAUGAGGAAAUGUCUUGAAACAAAACAUAAAUUUAUGGACUCUUUAAAACAUGCAUCUAAUUUUCUAAAUGAGCUGAGAACGAGCAGUUUGAAUCCUAAACAAUAUUAUGAGCUAUACAUAAUGGUCCAUGAUGGACUGACAUAUCUGGCAAACUAUUUGAAGGAUAACAAAUCAAGCUCUAACAACUACUUGAUAGAUUUAUACGAGUUAGUCCAAUAUGCUGGUAAUAUCAUACCUAGAUUAUACUUGAUGAUAACAAUCGGUAGUGUAUAUAUGGAGUCGGAGGAUGCCCCUGUCAACGAAAUUUUGAAUGAUAUGUUGGAAAUGUGCAAAGGUGUUCAAAAUCCGAUCAGAGGCUUAUUUUUGCGUUAUUAUCUUAUCCAAAAGACAAAAUAUUUUAUUAUAAAAUAUGCUGGUCCUGAAAACCUAGACAAGAUGAUUAGUUAUAUUAUUACUAACUUUAUUGAAAUGAACAAGUUAUGGGUGAGACAACAACAUCAAGGACAUUCAAGCGAGAGGGCCAGAAGAAUAGAAGAAAGGAACGAACUGAAAAUUUUAGUUGGUUCCAACUUGGUGAUUUUGUCACAGUUAGAUUCAAUUAAUGUCGAUAUUUACAAGGAAAAAAUUCUACCUGAAAUUUUACAACAAAUUAUCAAGUGUAAUGACUCGAUUGCUCAAAACUAUUUAUUGGAUGUUAUAAUCCAGAUUUUCCCUGAUAACUUUCAAAUUGCAAGUCUAAAUCUGUUUUUGGAAUCACUCUUAAAGGUCAAUACAAAUGUUAACAUAACGAUGUUGAUUAAUUCAUUGAUUGAGAGAUUGCUGCACUAUAAAUUAAGAAACCAAGAGGUGUUGAAGGAUAGCUCCUUUUUAAAUGAAUUCAUACUAUUUAUUGAAAAGUUGAAUGGAAAAUAUCCAAACUUUAAUAUUAAUGACUAUUGUUUGAUAUUGAAUAAUGUCUUGAAACUCUCUUUAACCUUUCAAAACGAAGAUGUUUUAAGUUAUAUGGAUUCAAUUUACAAAUCAUCGAUUGAUAAAUUUAAUUCAAUGAAGGAUAAUGAAGAUUCGUCAAUCGAUGAUUUCAAAAUUAUACUCAAAUCAAUAGAGCACUUAAGUGACUUUAAUGAUUUCUUCAAGAUCAACGAUGAAAGUUAUUUUAAUUUGUUCAAGUUACAAAAGCCAAAUAUUCAAAAUGAAAUUUGUGUUAAUAUUUUGGAUAUACUUGUUGAUAACGAAAUCAAGAUCAGUAAUAGACAGGAUUUAGAAAAGAUAUUCAAAUAUAUUCGCAUAUCAAUACUAUCAUAUAAGAAAUAUGUCCCAGCUAUAACAGAUACUAAAAAAGAUUUGUUUGGAAAGCCUUUCUCAACAGAGGAAGAUCCAACAAAUUAUGAGCCAUUAUGUCGAUUCCUACAUUUUAUUGACAAUGAAUCGAUCGAAGAAAAAUAUUCCUUAUUGGAGGAGUGUGAGAAAUACCUCCUCGAGGGUAAUCCGGAGAAAACUAUAUCAACCCUUGUCUCUAUUCAAAUUUCACUCAUCAGAAAAAUGGAUAUCGAGAAGCUUGGUAAAAAAGAACUAAGUAAAAAAUUUAAUAAAUUGUCACAGUCAAUCAGUUUUUUAAAAGAAUACAACCCACUCAAAGCUUUCAACUUGUACCUCUAUUGCGCAACCACUUCGAACCUUUGUAAACUGAACAAUAUAAGCUAUGAAUUAUUUAUUGAAGCGUUCAUCGUAUAUGAAGAGUAUGUUGUUGAUUCUAAAACACAAAUGCAUUGUUUGACAAAUAUAAUAAACAAGUUGAUCACGAUGGACCAGAUGAUCAUUUUUGAUGCUGAAGAGUUUGAUAAGUUAAUCACCAAAACUGCUUUAUACGGCAGCAGGUUAAUGAAAAAAACCGACCAAUGUCGUGCUAUCUAUAAUUCGUCCCACCUCUGGUGGAUUAUAAAAGAAGAGCCCGAAAAGGAGGAAGAGGACGAAGAAGUGGAUGCGGAGGACUUUGAAGAAACACAAAGUGGCAAGCGCAAACACGUAGAAGAUACUGGAAUAAAUAACAGUGAUGAUGAGGAACCAAGUUUGCAAGUUACGUUGAAAAGAGAUGAUAAGAGAGUUUUGGAAUGCUUACAGAAAUCUUUGCGUAUAGCUGAUUCCAUUAUGGAUUCGAAUGCCAGUAUCGAACUUUUUGUGGAGAUUCUCAACCAGUCUAUAUACUACUUUAUUCACGGCAACGAAAUGAUUAAUGUUCGGUAUUUGAACGGACUUAUUGAACUCAUUGGGAACAAUUUCAAAGAGGUGAACAGCUUAGGGAAGGCUUCAUUAGAGGAUGGUCCGUACAAGAAGACGUGGGGUCAUUACCAACGUACGUUAAAGUACAUCAAAGAGCAACGUGCUGUUGAUGGACGCUUUCAUGAAAUUGCCAUUUAA
Molecule: messenger RNA, 2502 nt
Organism: Pichia kudriavzevii
Lineage: Eukaryota; Fungi; Ascomycota; Pichiomycetes; Pichiales; Pichiaceae
Exons: 1
Coding region: 1-2502 (833 amino acids)
Biological process (GO): retrograde transport, endosome to Golgi; intracellular protein transport
Cellular component (GO): late endosome; retromer, cargo-selective complex; retromer complex
Source: RefSeq, a predicted model, not a curated record